AUGAAUAUUUCAAGAUUUUGGGAAACAGGUAAAAAGAUUGUUGCUGUAGGUAGAAAUUAUGCACAACACGCUAAAGAAUUAGGUAAUGAAGUACCAUCAGAACCAUUUUUCUUUUUAAAACCAACCUCAAGCUAUUUACUUCAAGGAACUGGUGCUAUUGAAAUCCCAAAUGAAAACUCUGAUAUUCACCACGAGGUCGAAUUAGGCGUUGUUAUUAGCAAAAAAGGAAGAGACAUCGACAUCAACUCUGCAAUGGAUUACGUUGGUGGUUAUACAUUAGCAUUAGAUAUGACUUCAAGAGAUCAACAAGCUAUUGCUAAAUCAAAGGGUUUACCAUGGUCAAUCGCAAAAGGUUAUGAUACUUUUUGUCCAAUUUCAGGAUUCAUCCCAAAAGAUAAAAUUAAAAAUAUUGACGAUCUUGAAUUAUGGUUAAGCAUAGAUGGUCAAAUAAAACAAAAAGGAAAUACCAAUCAAAUGAUUUUCAACGUUCCACAUUUAAUUCAAUAUAUUAGUACUAUUAUGACAUUAGAGGAAGGUGAUUUAAUUCUUACUGGUACACCAUCUGGUGUUGGUCCAGUUAAACCAGGCCAAAAGGUUAAGUGUGGUAUUACCGAUGUUGCCGGAAUGGAAUUUGAUGUCAUUCAAAGAAAGAGAAACUAA
Dictyostelium purpureum is the source of this 660-nucleotide messenger RNA. RefSeq lists its product as uncharacterized. The coding region runs from base 1 to 660 and encodes 219 amino acids. The record is from RefSeq and is a predicted model, not a curated record. NCBI's taxonomy places the organism in Eukaryota, Evosea, Eumycetozoa, Dictyosteliales, Dictyosteliaceae. The transcript is spliced from 2 exons. Gene Ontology annotation, molecular function: acetylpyruvate hydrolase activity. Gene Ontology annotation, cellular component: mitochondrion.